Messenger RNA from Salvelinus fontinalis (brook trout), 2291 nucleotides. It is a transcript of the gene mbd3a, whose product is annotated as methyl-CpG binding domain protein 3a. The record is from RefSeq and is a predicted model, not a curated record. NCBI's taxonomy places the organism in Eukaryota, Metazoa, Chordata, Actinopteri, Salmoniformes, Salmonidae.
GCUAUGCGUGGGACGGUGCAGGAACUGACCAAUGGCAGGUAUCAAUGGACCGACCAAAUGGCAGUCACUAAUGGGCGUUUGCUGAUAUCAAUGAGUUUCUUGAUAAUCAAUAACUGAUAAAUAACAUGCACCAAGGGGCGUGUCCUGAUUUUUCAAAACGCCCCGAAUUGCGAUCUGCAAUUACACCAUGUUGGAGAGCACAGCUGAACAGAAAGAAAAUCCACAACAAUAAUUUCUAGACUCAUUUUUCUAUCCUAUGCAGAUUCCCUAAUCGACAAAUAUCCAGCAAUCAUAACCUGCAACAAGCAUGGAGAGAAAAAGUGACCCUGGAAAGAGAUUCCUGAGCAAGCCCCAGCUAGCUCGUUACCUGGGCAACACCAUGGAGGUGCACGCCAUUGAACCCUGUGCAGGAAGGAUGCUCAUGAAUAAGCUUCAAAGGAACCGGCACAAGCAUCGCUAUGACGACAACAACCAUCAGAUCAAGGUUAAGCCGGACCUGAACACGACCUUACCAGUCAGACAGACAGCAUCUAUCUUUAAACAGCCUGUCACCAAGGUGACCAAUCACCCUAGCAACAAAGUGAAGACAGACCCCCCACAAGCUGUCGACCAACCAAGACAGCUGUUUUGGGAGAGGAAGCUGAGUGGUCUGAGUGCGUUUGACAUUGCAGAAGAGCUGGUGAAGACCAUGGACCUUCCCAGGGGCCUACAAGGUGUUGGGCCUGUGUGUUCAGACAAGACCUUGCUCUCUAGCGCCCUGCACACCAGCCCCACCCCUGUCACUGGUCAGCUGACCGCAGCCGUGGCGAAGAACCCUUGGGUAUGGCUCAACACCGCCCAGCCGCUAUGCAAGGCCUUCAUGGUUACCGAUGACGACGUCCGGAAGCAGGAGGACCUGGUCCACAGUGUGAGGAGGAGGCUGGAGGAAGCUCUGAUGGCGGACAUGUUGGUUCACAUAGAGGACCCCACCAAUGAGGCAGACGCUCUGAAGGAGCAAACCGAGCAGGAGGACAAGGAGGGCGUAUAGCAAAGAGGGCUGCCUGGAACACUAUAUUCUACCCAUACAUGUACAGGAUAUUCACCAGGAUCUGACUAGCAUCGGUCAACAUGAAGGAUCCUCUCUCCCACUGGGAUCUCCACACAUGUCUUUCUGUCUGGAAGUCGGCCAACUACAAUUGAAUCCAUAUGUAUUUUCGACCAAUUUAAAUUGAUUUUAGAUAUGGGGUAGGGGGGAAAUUAAGACCUUAGACAAGGCUUUGCAGUUCAAAGUUUUUAAAUUCUCUUAUUUUUACCCUCAAUAAUUGUCUGGAAUGUGACAAGUAUGUAUGUAUGUAUGUAUGUAUGUAUGGUGCUUUAGACAACUUAGUUUUACCUUUUGUGAAUACUCUUAGCAAGUUAAAGGUCGAAACAGAGUUAACGUUUGUGUGCUUGAGAGAGAGAGAGAGCGAGAGAAGGGGGGGAAGUGUGUGUGUGUUUUUGAGAGGGAAGAACAGUGUGUUUGUGGGGCACCACUCAGUCCAUUCCAUUUGAAAGGUUCCAUCUAGCUCUGUCUUGUGUUGCCCUGGUUCCACUGUCAUUUGUGGAGAAUUAGAGGGGUGCGGACUGGGCAAGGGACCACAUACUGUAAGAUAAAUUGGAGGCUCAAAAUGGACUUAGCAAAAGACUACCUGUUGCAUCAGGAAUCAGUCAUAGAUAAACGUGCAUCAUAUGACCUGAUAUAUCCUAUAGGUCUUGUUAUCCUUAUCUUGUUUGGUGUUCUUCAAACAAUGUAGUCUGGAUAGUCGUGAAGAGCAGUGACCUGCACAGAGGUUGCAUUGACUCGCAUGGCUCACAUGUUCCAAUAAGUUCAAAACGGUGCUAAUCUUUGUAGAUGUAUUUUUGCUUUCAUGUUACAUUGAACUGUCAAUAGAUGUGAAGGCUGACAGACUGCGCCAUUACUCUGCGAUAGUUGCCUAUUUGGGAUAAAAAAAAUUUUUAAUGUACUUUGUGGCAAGUCACAAUUAUGCCGUAGUUAUUUAACAGAUUUUUUUUUCAGGUUUUAAAUGCUAUUAAAUGUUUACCUUAACCUGUUCUUGAUUUGAGGUAUGAAUGCGAAGAUCAUUCACUGUCAUAUGAAGACGUCUGAAAGUAGGAACCCCCCCAUGAAUUGUAAUUGUUAAAAUUAUGCUUUGUAGAAAAAUACAAAGUUUUUCCUCAGAUGGAUUUGUUACCAUUGCCUGUUUUAGAAAUUGUAAGUCAAACAUAAAGCAAUUUUUUUUUUCUAUAACAAAAAUAAAUGCAGUCUAUUGUCA